AUGUCUCAACAGUCUUACCGCAGGAGCUCCGGCUACAAAAAUUUUAGCUCGACUUCCGCGUGCUUGCCAAAAAAUGUGACAAGAUACAGCGUAAGCUCUGUUUCAUCAAGAAGAGGAGCUGGUUCUAGUGCCCGAUUGCACCCAAGCUUCAGCAGCCGAAGUGCCUCUAACAUUGGUUCAGGAAGCAUCUGUAAAAUCUCAGUUGGAGGUUAUCAACCUGGGAGGUGUGGAUACGGAUUUGGUAUGUCAAGUAUUGGAGCGGGUAUGGGGUCUGGUAUAGGAUACGGAAUUGGUGGACCUUCUUAUGGCAUUGGUGGAGGAUUUGUAAGUGGAUGCAUAACACCUGUCACCGUCAACCAGAGUCUCUUAACACCCCUCAACUUGGAGGUUGACCCAAAUAUCCAGAGAGUUCGGAAAGAGGAGAAGGAACAAAUCAAGACUCUAAAUAAUAAAUUUGCUUCUUUCAUUGACAAGGUACGAUUCUUGGAGCAACAGAACAAGAUGCUUGAGACAAAGUGGGCUUUUCUGCAGGACCAAAAAACUGUCAAAAGUCACAUUGAGCCAAUGUUUGAGGCUUAUAUUAGCAGCUUGAAGAGAGAGCUAGAGAACUUGGGAUGUGAGAAGGCUCGCCUGGAAGGGGAACGUAAAACUGUGGAAGAUUUAGUAGAAGAAUUCAAGCGAAAGUAUGAAGAGGAACUUAACAAGCGUACAUGUGCCGAAAAUGAAUUUGUAGUACUCAAAAAGGAUGUUGAUGCUGCGUUUCUCAAUAAAACUGAAUUGCAAGCGAAGGUGGACUCUUUGGUCGACGAGAUCAGAUUCCUUAAUUCUGUGUAUGAGGCGGAAAUAUGCCAGCUUCAAGCACAGAUCACAGACACCUCUGUAAUUGUGUCCAUGGAUAACAACCGGGAAUUAGAUAUGGAUGGAAUCAUUGCUGAGGUUAAAGCCCAAUAUGAGGAGAUAGCUAACAGGAGCAGAGCUGAAGCAGAGUGUUGGUACCAAUCAAAAUAUGAGGAGCUUAAAGUUACUGCAUGUAGACACGGAGAUGAUCUACGGAACACCAAGAAUGAGAUUGCUGACAUGAACCGUGCUAUUAACAGACUUAAGGGGGAGAUCGAUAAUGCAAAAGCACAGCGUGCCAGACUUGAAGCUGCUGUUACAGAAGCUGAAGAACGCGGAGAAGCCACUGUCAGGGAUGCCAAGAAGAAACUGUCUGACCUGGAGGAUGCCCUGCAGAAGGCCAAGCAGGACAUGGCUCGCCAACUGAAAGAAUACCAGGAUCUGAUGAACGUGAAACUGGCCUUAGACGUUGAGAUUGCCACCUACAGAAAACUGCUGGAAGGAGAGGAGUGCAGGCUUGCUGGAGAAGGAGCUGGAUCUGUUAAGAUAUCUGUAGUAAGUUCCACUGUUGGAGGAGCAUGCAAUAGCGGAGGAUCUAUGGGAGCUGGAGGAAACUUCUACAGCGAUGGUGGGAUGAGCAGUGGCAGUGGAGCAGCAAGUGGACACAGAUUCAGCAGCGGAAGCGGCUAUGGCUCUAGUGGAGGCUAUGUUUCCAAAGGAGGUUAUAGUUCUGGCCCUGCAUACACCUCCGGUAGCAGCUACAGUAUUACUUCAUCUUCAAAAACAUCAAGUUCAAAAAAGAUGUAG
Messenger RNA from Spea bombifrons (plains spadefoot toad), 1644 nucleotides. RefSeq names its product keratin, type II cytoskeletal cochleal-like. NCBI's taxonomy places the organism in Eukaryota, Metazoa, Chordata, Amphibia, Anura, Pelobatidae. Gene Ontology annotation, biological process: intermediate filament organization; keratinization. The transcript is spliced from 9 exons. The record is from RefSeq and is a predicted model, not a curated record. Bases 1 to 1644 code for a protein of 547 amino acids. Gene Ontology annotation, molecular function: structural constituent of skin epidermis. Gene Ontology annotation, cellular component: keratin filament.